Yarrowia lipolytica CLIB122 is the source of this 555-nucleotide messenger RNA. RefSeq lists its product as uncharacterized. Gene Ontology annotation, biological process: small GTPase-mediated signal transduction. Gene Ontology annotation, molecular function: GTPase activity; GTP binding; protein kinase binding. NCBI's taxonomy places the organism in Eukaryota, Fungi, Ascomycota, Dipodascomycetes, Dipodascales. Gene Ontology annotation, cellular component: cytosol. The record is from RefSeq and is a predicted model, not a curated record.
AUGGCUCAGCCCUUGAAGAGAAAACUCGUCAUUGUUGGCGAUGGCGCGUGUGGAAAAACGUCCCUUUUGUGCGUGUUCACCAUGGGGUCGUUUCCGAGUAAAUAUACCCCAACCGUCUUCGACAAUUACGUGGCAGACUGCCGAGUGGAUGGCAAAUCGGUGGCAUUGGCAUUAUGGGACACAGCCGGACAGGAGGAGUACGAGAGACUACGUCCUCUGGCAUACGCAGACGCCAAUGUGAUCCUUAUAGGUUUCGCGGUCAAUGUGCCGGAUUCGCUGGAUAACGUGGCCGUCAAGUGGAUCAAGGAGGUCAAUGAGCGGUGUCCAGGAGUGCCGAUUCUGCUCAUUGGGUUGAAGAAGGAUUUGAGGCAGUCGGAACCAUGCAUUACCGCUGCUGAGGGCCAGGCCAUGGCGUCUCAGAUAGGUGCGAAAAAAUACCUGGAGUGCUCGGCCCUGACGGGACAAGGUGUGGACGAUGUAUUUGAGGUGGCCACGAGGGCAUCCUUGCUGGUUACUGCCAAACCGGAGAGUAAGGGUUGUUGCAUUGUCAUCUAA